Messenger RNA from Hemibagrus wyckioides, 849 nucleotides. Its product is annotated as SLAM family member 8-like. The transcript has 4 exons. NCBI's taxonomy places the organism in Eukaryota, Metazoa, Chordata, Actinopteri, Siluriformes, Bagridae. The record is from RefSeq and is a predicted model, not a curated record. Bases 1 to 849 code for a protein of 282 amino acids.
AUGGAACAAGAAACAAGUGACUCCUACAUCUCUGCUUCCGCUUUGGGAGCUCACGCUGUGAUUUCUUCUGAUCUGAAUGAAAUGUUGUUAUUGUCUGCAUCAGACUCUGAGGAGCUUGAUGUGUAUGUUGAUGAAGAGUGGGCUGCCACAGAAUUGUCUCCUAAGGAGGAGCAAUCAGUGGCAUGUAAAGAGCCGCUGAAGUGUGAUGCAGGUUUACUGUGUGAAGCUGGAGAUGAGACGGUCACACUGCAGGAAGUGGAAGGAACCACUAUAACUCUCCAUACUGGGAUAACUGGAAUUCAGAGUGAUGCUAAGAUUCAAUGGUUUUAUGGACCUGAGAAAGCAGAGGAAACAAUAUUGUUUAGUCAGGUGUUUAAAAGAGAAACUGUUACAGAAAUCAGUGAGAGAUUUAAAGAGCGACUGCAGCUGGACAGAAUCAGUGGAGCUUUAACCAUCAGGAACAUCAGCAGAACUGAUUCUGGAGUUUAUUUAUUACAUGUCAUCGCUGGACGUCUCUCAUCUAGGACUUUCAGUGUCAGUGUUUAUGCUCCAGUAUCAGCUCCAGUAAUAAGAAAUCAAAGAGGAAACCGAAGUGUGAUUUCCACAGAGCCGUGUUUCCUCCUGUGCACUGUGGAGAAUGGAGAAGAUGUGAAGUUAUCCUGGUACAGAGAGAAUGAGAGAAUCUCCAUCACCAAUAACACAGAUCUCAGUGUUCCCCUCAAUCUCUCACUUCAAAUACAACACCAUGACGAGAACACUACCACUUACAUCUGUGUGUCUGCAAACCCUGUCAGCUAUAAAACAACUUCUCUCAGCAUCACACAGCUCUGUUAUCACAACUCAGUGUAA